This is a messenger RNA of Anguilla anguilla (European eel), 16825 nucleotides long. RefSeq lists its product as uncharacterized. The record is from RefSeq and is a predicted model, not a curated record. The transcript is spliced from 2 exons. Gene Ontology annotation, biological process: regulation of transcription by RNA polymerase II. Gene Ontology annotation, molecular function: DNA-binding transcription factor activity; RNA polymerase II cis-regulatory region sequence-specific DNA binding. Lineage: Eukaryota; Metazoa; Chordata; Actinopteri; Anguilliformes; Anguillidae. The coding region runs from base 233 to 15637 and encodes 5134 amino acids.
UUGAAUUGGAAAACUUAAUGUGCACGUGCAUGUGUGAAGCGUUCUGCUAAGAAGGUAUAGUUGUCUAUUACUGGCAAUUUAUACAAAUAUGUGAAACAGUGGGAAUAAUGAUGGCGAAAGGAGUGUGAUUCCUGAAGUUAGCGAGGUGGUUCAACAACAACUGGUUGAAAAGCUGGUUCUGUCUAGAGAACUAUUGGAAAACACUGGAAUAAAGGUGAAGACAACUAAUGGUAUGGAGGGGGAGUGUGGUGAAGCUCACGUGGAGGUUGAGUAUAGGCAAAGAUUGGGAAAUGAAAGUGGGUUACAGAUGGAAGAAGGGAGCAGACCAAAGGAAGUGGAUUUUGGAGGUUUAACUGCAUCAUAUGUAGCUUCAGCACGGACAGAGACUAUUUCAGAAGUCGGAGGGCUACCUUCUAAUCCAAGGAUCAUUCCAGUUCCUUCCAUCUCAGGUUCUCAGGAGUGUGGUUCAGAAUCAGAGCAAAUUGUUUUGGAGUGCAGAACUCCAUUUCAAGAAGAAAAGGGGUCGAAAGUAUGUAAUGACAUGCAUACUCCUCCAAAUACCAUUGUGGAUGAUCAACUUGUAGCUGAUGGAAAUGGAGGAGCAAUGACAUUAAGUGAAGAUACGUGUGAAGAUAAGUGUAUACCUGUAUUGGAUGUAAUGUGCCCUGUUACAGAGUUAACAGUUGAUUUGUCAUGCCAGCGAGGAUCUGGAGAGAGCACUUAUUGCCCAUCGGGAAGUUCAGAUACCCAACCAGCAAAAGAGAAAAGCACAAUUACAGUCUCACCUCCCUUGUGCAGGACUAGUCUGUCAUUGGAGGACAUGGAGACUCAGGCAGAUUUCCUAAACAGAACUAAACUAAAGGUGAAGACAGCCGAUGGUGUGGAGGGGGAGUGUGGUGAAGGCCACAUGGAGGUUGAGGAGGAAAGGCAGACAUUUGUAAACGAGACUGGGUUACAGAUAGAAGAAGGGAGCAGAACAAAGGAAGCUGAUUUUGGAGGUGUAACUGCAUCAGGUGUAACUCCAGCAUGGGCAGAGACCAUUUCAGAGGUAGGAGGGCUACCUACUGAUCCAAGGAUCAUUCCAGUUCCCUCCAUCUCAAAAUCUCAGGAGUGUGCUUCAGAAUCAGAGCUAAUGGCUUUGGAGAGCAGAAUUCCAUUUCAAGAAGAAAAGGGGUCAAAAUUAUCUUAUGACGUGAAUACUCCUCCAAAUACUAUUGUGGACGAUCAGCUUGUAGCUGAUGGAAAUGGAGGAGCGAUGACAUUAAGUGAAGAUAAGUGUGAAGAUAAGUGUAUACCUGUAUUGGAUGUAAUGUGCCCUGUUACAGAGUUGACUGUCGAUUUGUCAUGCCAGCGAGGAUCUGGAGAGAGGACUUACUGCCCAUCGGGUAGUUCAGAUACCCAACCAGUAAAAGAGGAAAGCACAAUUACAGUCUCACCUCCCUUGUGCAGGACUAGUCUGUCAUUGGAGGGCAUGGAGAGUGAGGCUGAUUACCCAAACACAACUAAACUAAAGGUGAAGACAAUCAAUAGUGUGGCAGUGGAGUGUGGUGAAGGCCACAUGGAGGUUAAGGAGUACAGGCAGAGAUUGGGCAAUGAGACUGGAUUACAGAUGGAAGAAGGGAGCAGAACAAAGGAAGCUGAUUUUGGAGGUUUAACUGCAUCAGAUGUAACUCCAGCACGGACAGAGACUAUUUCAGAAGUGGGAGGGAUACCUUCUGAUCCAAGGAUCAUUCCAGUUCCCUCCAUCUCAGAUUCUCAGGAGUGUGGUUCGGAAUCAGAGAAAAUUGCUUUGGAGAGCAGAACUCCAUUUCAAGAAGAAAAGGGGUCGAAAUUAUGUAAUGAAAUGCAUAAUCCAAAUACUAUUGUGGACGAUCAGCUGGUAGCUGAUGGGAAUGGAGUAGCAAUCACAUUGAGUGAAAAUCAGUGUCUACAUGUACUGAAUAUAAUUUGCCCUGUUACAGAGUUGACUGUUGAUUUGUCAUGCCAGCGAGGAUCUGGAGAGAGCACUUCUUGCCUAUCGGGAUGUUCAGAUACCCAACCAGCAAAAGAGGAAAGCACAAUUACAGUCUCACCUCCCUUGUGUAGGACUGGUCUGUCAUUGGAGGAUACGGAGAGUCAGGCUGAUUAUCCAAAUGCAACUAAACUGAAGCGGAAGACAACUGACGGUGUGCAAGUGCAGUGUGGUGAAGCCCACAUGGAGGUUGAGGAGCAUAGGCAGAGAUUGGAAAAUGAAACUGGGUUACAGGUGGAAGAGGGGAGCAGAAAAAAGGAAGCUGAUUUUGGAGGUUUAACUGCAUCAGAUGUAACUCCAGCACAGACAGAGACUAUUUCAGAAGUUGAAGGGUUACCUUCUGAUCCAAGGAUCAUUCCAGUUCCCUCCAUCUCAGAAUCCCAGGAGUGUGGUUCAGAAUCGGAACAAAUUGCUUUGGAGAGCAGAACUCCAUUUCAAAAAGAAAAAGGGUUGACAUUAUGUAAUGACAUGCAUACUCCUCCAAAUACUAUUGUGGACGAUCAGCUGGUAGCUGAUGAGAAUGGAGUAGCAAUGACAUUUAGAGAAAAUCAGUGUCUACCUGUACUGGAUGUAAUGUGCCCUGUUGCAGAGUUGACUGUUGAUUUGUCAUGCCAGCGAGGAUCUGGAGAGAGGACUUAUUGCCUAUCGGGAAGUUCAGAUACCCAACCAGAAAAAGAGGAAAGCACAGUUACAGUGUCAACUCCCUUGUGCAGGACUAGUCUGUCAUUUGAAGACAUGGAGAGUGAGGAUGAUCUCUCCCACACAACUGCCACAUUGCAACCAUCCCUGGAAGAAACUUUCUCCUCACACACCCAAGGUAAAGACACAGCAGACGAGCGGACGCAAGAUAAAGCCGAAAAGUCAGAGGCAUCGAGACAGACAAAGAUUGAUGUUAGCGGACACAUGCAUACUUCCAUGGGUUUAGCAGAUGCAGAAAAAAAAUGUGAUGCCUUACCCCCAGUCAAUUUUCUGACUUCUGAACUGAAAUGCCUUGAGUCUAAAGUCCGGUCUCUGUCACAGUGUAAGCUUGAUGAAUGUUUAAGAAACUGCCACACUUUUGCCCCAAUAAUACCCAAACAUAAGCACCCUAAAACUGACAUGUGUCCGCCAACAGUGAUGACAGAACAACUUUCUUUUGAACCUGAAAUCAAAAGACGUCGAAAGAAGGGCAGAAGGAACAAUGCAAUGCCAGCAGAAACGGUCAGUUUUCCUCAGGAAUGGGAUGCUGGACCCUCUUAUAACGAACAGAAUAAUCCAUAUUCACUAAGCCGGGGCAAUAAUGCCGCUGAGCAGCGACUUAAAAUAACAUCCAACCAAUCAAAAAGGAAAAGGAAUACCUUAAAGAUGAACAGAGAAAUAGGAGACAAAUCUGUUGAUAUGGGUAGCGUGGAAGCACCCAUUAACCCAGAAGAAUGUAAGACGGCCCUGGAUUCAAGUGUACCUCAAAGCCAGCCAUCUAAAAAAUGUCAAGAACCUAAAAACUGGAUAUCGUCACUGCUGAAAACAGAGGUGCCUGGGGAAGGGCAUCAGGCUGUUGAUUCUAUUAAUGCAAAGCCUGAAGAGAAACCUGGGCAGCCAGAGUACUCAUUAAAGAGUGUAAUGGAGGGCAGAGCAGUUUCAGGGUUGCCUGAUAGCAAUACUUCUGGAAAGCAAACCGCAGAGGAAUCUCGUCUAGCCUUGACCGACAGUGUAUUCCUUGAAACUGCCAUUCCUCGUGCUGUGAAACCAGUUGGGAAUGUCACAGAAUCUACUGUAAAGCAUGCCGUAAAGAUCCCCGGAGUUGAAGAUGAAAAAAAGCUGAUUGAUUCACAUCCCGAUAAUAGCCAUUUAACUGAAAGUUUUGAAGUGGUGAACAAUUCCACGGGGAUUAGCCCAAAAGUACCGAGGAAAGAGAAGAAAAAAAGAAAAAAAGUGAGGAAAAAGAGGGCACAGACUAAAUUAGAGAUGGGUGUGGGAGAAGUCCCUAUUGGCAGAGUUGGUGAUAAAGAGGAAAUUAAUGGUCAGUGCAAAAAUGAGACGGAAAUUGCACAGGACAAGGAGGAAGAUGCCAAAGAUAAAUCUCCUGCUUGUUUCAGAGAAAAUAAAAAUAUUUUGAGUCCUGAGAGUAGUUACCACCAUAAGUCCCAAAUACACAAAACAAAGAAAGGGACCUAUGCUAAACAGCUUACAUUAUUCCCCCCAGAAACCCAUUUAAGAAGGUACAGCAGCACAUGCAGUGACAUCUCAGUCGAUCCUCCCCAUGCUCCAGAGAAGACUCUUUAUCACUCGCCAACAGUAUUGACAGUGUAUAAUGAAGUUGAAGAUGCCAGUUUCAUUAAACAAAAGCCCUGUAGAAAAGGGAGGGCCCGAAAAAACAAAAGAAAAUCCCAAGCAGUUGUUAAAAACCUCGGAAGUCAAGAAACAUCCAUAAUAAUCCAUGAAGAAGAGGGAGGAGCUAAUGGUGACGGCCCAGCUGUUGCAUCAAAUGCAUCAACAUCAAAUGAUUCUGUGUUUCACAAUAUAAAGAAAUGUGGUCAUCCAAGGAAAAAGAUUAUGAUAGAAGAGGCUAAUGACACGCAAAAGAACCUGCAAACAGUCAGUAAAUUUAUCAACGGCUCUUCUGAACAGCAUAGCCAAAAUGUUUCCCAAAUGGUUUUGAUGCUGCCCUCAGAAGUAAAGAAUGAGUCUGGAGGAACAUUUCAAACACCCACUACAAAGAAGAAUCCCAAAAAACAAAAGAUAAUUUCCAGAGUGUCUCCAUUUGAAUUGGUUGAGAGUAAGGAACGUAGUGCAGACAUGAAGAUUCCUGACCCCACAAGUGACCUUCUAACGCCAGAACCAGGUGGAAGUGAAAUAGUCGGCACAUUCACACAAGUAGACAAAGAAGCACAGGGCAAGGCAAAGAAGGAAAUUAAAGCACAAAAAGAGGAGACAAAGGCAAUUACAUUGGUGAAGGAAGAACACAGGGGGACCAAGGAAAGACACAAAGGGCUUAAAAUCAGUGGAUCUGUUGGAAAAUUGAAAAAGAAACUUGGCCGGCCAUACAAGAAGAAAACACUUAUGAAAAUGGUAAAGCAGUUGAAGUUUUCAAAGGGAAAAAGAUCGGAAGAAGGGGGUGCAUCUACUCUUACUGAACUGAGAAAUGACUUGUUGCCUCAGGGCAUUAUUUUACAUGUACCCAAAAGUUGCAAAGUAAAGGAAAUUAACAAGAAAGUAAACCAAGCAUUAAGCCCUCCAGUAACCAGUAACAUUAACUUCAGAAAGUAUAGUCGAGCAUGCAAAUUAACCACAGUUAAAAAAACGGAAGAGUUUGUUGCACAUGACCAUAAUCGACUACCAUUGCUCACAGAUUCAGUGGAUCCACUUCAUGUUCAAAAUGGAGGGAUUUCCUCAUCUCCAGCAGGAUCUUCAGCUCCAGAGGCAUCCAAAGAAAUUGACGCAUUGAGAUUUAUUGACCAGAAGCCCAAAAAACAAAGAAGGCCCCCAAAGAACAAAACAGAAACACAAGCUGUAAACAGUAAAGAUGCAGGUCAAGAGCCAUUGUUGAUUACCCAUGAAGGUGGGGCAAAGGCAAAAUCUGCCAUCCCUAACAAUCUGGCAUCCAUCAAACAAGGGAAACGUGGUUAUCCUAGGAAAAAAGUAUCAAAAGAAGAGAUUACUUAUAUCACAAAAAAUGUUCAAACAAGUGAGAAUGUUCUUAGUAAUCCUGAACAACAACAGAGCCACAAAGUUUCCCAACAAGAGUCAUCCUCAGAAAUCAAUAUGGAUUUAGAGGGACCAUCUGUCUUGUCUGUGAAUGAAACCGUGAAGAAGCCAAAGAAACAAAAAAGCAUUUCCACAGUCGAUCCAAAAGGGUUAAUUGAGAGUACAGAAAAUAAAACCGACAUGAAGAUUUUGGAUACAACUAGUAGCCUUGUCAUUUCACAACAAGCUGAAUGUAAAAUGAUGAACACAUUACGACGCGUAAACAAAAGUGAAUGUUGCAAUCAUAAAAAAAUAAAAGGGGUGAAAGAGGAAGUAAUAGAGCCUACAUCUGUUCUGGGAGAAUAUACAAAAGCAGAGGACAUCAUUGUUGGCCCUGAGGCUCAUGGGACUCUUAUAAAAUCAAAAAGAAAAAUUAGCAGACGAUGUAAGAAAAAGACACAAAAAAGAAAAAUGGCAAAAGUGUUUGCCAUGGAACAAAGAUCAAACUGUGUGGAUGUGUCUGCUGCAAAUGGACUGGAAGAAAGCUUUCCUCUGGACAUUUCUUCCCAACAAGUAAAGAAAUGCAAAAUAAAGAAAGAAAGUAAAAAGGUAAUAUCAGGAUCAUUUACUUCUUUAACCCAUUUGAGAAGAUACAGUCGAUCAUACAACAUCACCUCCACAGAUAAAAUGAAGCGCCAUUGUGCACAGAACCCUGAUAUGAGCAUUUUGCUUGCUACAUCAGGUUCCAGGAAUCAGCUUAUUUUUCCAAAGGAAGAAAUAUCUCCAUCUCCUGCUGGAUCAGUGGCAUCUAAUAAAGCUCACAAUUUUGAAGAACAUAAGCCACCUAGAAGAGGAAGGGCCCCAAAGAAGGAAAGAAAGCCUCCAAAAAGGAAAGAUAAAGGGCAAGGAAAUCAGGAACAAAUUCUGUCAGUCAAUGAGCGUGAGGUCGAGGCCACCUCUGUUAGCGAAAGUACAGGAACUGCAGAACUAAUUCCAAACAGUUUCACAACCCAUAACCCACCUAAGUAUGCCAAUCCUCUCGAAAAAGUAUUAAAAGAGGAAACCGUUGUCAUCCAAGAAAACAUGCAAAAAACUGUCCGUGGAAAUUUGUUUGAGCAGCAAAUUUGUAAUGUGCCUGGGCAAGCUCUUGAGCCACCCUCAGACAUUAAAAAUGAUUCAACUGGAUCAUUUGAAACAUCAUUCUUGUCUGUUAAGAAAAAAAUAGUGAAGCGCAGGAUCCAAAAACCUAACUGUAAUACAUCUCCAGAAGAGAUGUCUGACAACACAGAGCACACUGUAGACAUUAGUCAAGGUGUUGCAAAUGACAUUUUAACUCCACAGCUACCUGGGUGUGAAACAUUUGGCACAGUCUCAUGGGUUGUUAAGGGAGCACAGAGCAAGAUGAAGAAAAGGAAAGCAGUAAAAGAGGAAAUUGUAAAGGUAAAACCAACCCUGGGAGAACCCUGGAAAGCAGUGGAUGUCCUUGCUAUACGUCAGACUGGACCUGUUUCAAAAAUAAAAAGAAAACUUGGUCGGCCUUACAAGAAAAAGACACUUAUGAAAAUGGCAAAACAGUUGGUAUUUAUUGAGGAGCAAAGAUUAAAUGGCACAGAAACAGCUACUCUUAAUCAAAUGGAAAAUCACAGUGGACCUCAGGAAAUUUCUUCCCAUCAAGCACAAGCAUGCAAACAAAUUAAAACAAGUAAAAAGGUCAAACUAACAAGCCCUCCAACUCCAGUUGCCCACUUAAGAAGGUACAGUCGAGCAUGCAAAGUCACCACUGACUACACAGUUGAUAAAAUUAAAGACCGCCUUGAAUAUAACCUUAAUUUGUCUUCUUCAGCAUAUCUUGGUGAUGCCCUUCUGUCUUUUCCUGAGAUGGACAUUAAACAGGAAAUUAUAGAGUCAGUAGAGACUGGGAGAACAUCAGAAACAGUGGUUCAAUUUGCCUCAGCGAACACUGCACCUUCAGAAGCGCAAAGCCUCUCACAAGAACAUUCCAAUAUAAAAACCCUGGAAUUCAGCUCUGUGCUGAAACCCCUAGAAGACACUAAGAUACACGAGAACACCACAGCAUUCAGUACCUUGCUUUCAUUAGACACUGGAAUGACUCCAUCAUAUCAGGAAACUGUUGGACUUAAUGCCGCAGAUCUAGGCACAAAAAAGCCUCGGAAAACCAUAGGCUCCAAAAAGAAGGGCAGGAGGAGGAGAAGGACCUGUUGGGACCAUAGGAGAAAAGCAAAGAGAUUACUCCGCACUACACGGGCCACUUCACUGGGGACAUCCCAAGACGAUGGAAGGUUGGAACCUCCUUUAGAGGUGAAAGUACCAGCUGAGCAAAUGCAUAAUUCAGAUACCAAAUUAUUGGUUCUUGGACAAGGAAUACAUGUAGAAUAUUUAAAUUCUGAUGGAAGUGGGGCACAGUUACAUGAGGUUAAUUCAGAAAAGGUAGAAAGGAAAAUAUCCGUGGGUGAAGACCCAUUAGCUAAUAGUGAAAAUGAUUUUCCUUGUGCUUCUGAGAACCUGAAAGUCACAACUAUGUUGAACUGUAAGAGCCAAGAAUCUAAGGAUCUAGAAGUGGGUAAAGGACGAGAUAUUGCUCAUGUAUACAGCCAAGAUGCUAAGGUUUUACCGAACACCUGCAGUUCAGUGGGAGACCCUCGAACAAUUGAUGAAUUUCUGCCACCAAAGUCUGAAAAAGAAACUGAAGAAGAGACAACUGCAUUACUUUCUCGGGUUGAAUCGGCUGUUCUUUCAAGGGAACAACAGAACACUACAGAAUACCACGUAGAAGAGGGGAAACUAGUAAAGAUAAAGCCCAUUGAGGGUCUGGAAGCAGACCUGCAACCAACUUCAGGCCCUCUUAGCUAUACACAGGAGAGAUGUAAAAAGAGUACGCAUCAGAAUUGGAGUGUUAUAAAGGAACCAAGGGUACUGAGAGACAGAAACCGAGGAAAGAUCAAACAAGGUACUCAUGGGGUCAACUUGACACCUGUGGAAAUGUUCCAAUCCAAUUGUGGAUUCACAAAUACAACUCUGGAAUCCAAAAUGGAGGGAGCUGGCAAGCUGGGAAUUGAAGUCAUUUCGACAGAAUCUGAAUCUUCAGCAUGGAGGAAUGCCCCUGAAGAGGACCUGACUAUAAAAGAUGAGUCUUCUACAUCCUUGUUAAAUCAUUCUUGUAUGGAGGACCCACAGGUGUUUGCUGAAAUGGAAGAACAGUCAGUCUUAAGCAAAGCUGUUCAAAUAGGUAAAUCGGGUAUUGAAAUGAAAGACCGAACCUUGUCUGAGGCAUGCUCCUCACAGUCCUCACUUUCCAAAUCUGUAGUUUCACACGACAUUUUAAUGCCACAACAAAGUGGGAGUGACACAUUUGGAACAGUCACACAGGUUUGCAAGGGAGCACAGAACAACGUGAAGAAAAGGAAAGCAGUAAUAGAGGAAAUUGUGAAGGUAAAACCAACCCCGGGAGAACCCAGGAAAGCAGAUGAUGUCCUUGCCAUUCUUCAGACUGGUGAAGCUGUUACAAAAGUAAAAAGAAAACUUGGUCGGCCUUACAAGAAAAAGACACUUAUGAAAAUGGCAAAACGGGUGGAAUUUAUGGAGAAACCAAGAUUAAAUGAUACAGAAACAGCUGCUCUUCAUCAAUUGGAAAACCACAGUGGACCUCAGGAAAUUUCUUCCCAUCAAGCACAAGCAUGCAAACAAAUUAAAACAAGUAAAAAGGUCAAACUAACAAGCCCUCCAACUCCAGUAGCCCACUUAAGCAGGCAUAGUCGAGCAUGCAAAGUCACCACUGACUACAGAUUGAAUAAAAUGAAAGACCAUCCUGAAUAUAACCUAAAUUUGUCUUCAACAUACCUCAUUGAUGCCUCUUCGUCUUUUCCUAAGAUUGAUGUUAAACAAGAAAUUAUAGGGUCAGUAGAGACUGAGAAGACUUCGAAAACUGUUUUUCAAUUUGCCUCAGCAAACACUGCACCUUCAGAAGUACAAAGCCUCUCACAAGAACAUUCCUAUACAAAAACCCUUGAAUCCAGCACUGUGAUGAAUUCCCAAGAAGACACUAAGGUACAUGAAGAUACCACAACAACAUUCAAUACAAUGGUUUCAUUAGAUGCUGGAAUGACUCCAUCAUUUCAGGAAAUCUUUGAACUUAAUACCACAAACCUAGUCAUAAAAAAGCCUCGGAAGUCCAUAGGCUCCAAAAAGACGGGCAGGAAGAGGAGAAAGACCUGGUGGGAUGAGAGGGGAAAAGCAAAGGCAUUAGUCACUACUGCACCUGGCACUGCACUGGAGCCAUCUCGAGAUGAAGGAGGAUUACAACGUGCUUUUGAGGAGAAAAUGCCAGAUGAGCAAAUGUAUUCAAAUACCAAAUCAUUGAUUCUUGGACAGAGAAUACAUGAAAAUUAUUCGGAUUCUGACACAAGAGGGGAACAGUUAUAUGAAUUUCAUGUAGAAAAGGCAGACAGGGAAGUAUAUGUGGGUGAAGGUCCAGCUAAUGGUGAAAAUGAUGGUCAAUGGGCUUCUGAGGUCCUGGAAGCCACAACUAAGAUGAACUGUAAGAGCCAAGUAUCCAAGGGUCUAGAAGUGGGUAAAGAACAGGACGUUGCUCAUGUAUACAACCAAAAUGCUAUGGUUUUAACAAACUCCUGCAGUUCAGUGGAAGAUACUGGAACAAUUGAUGAAUUUCGAAUUCAAAUGCCUUCGAAAGAAACCGAAGAGACAAAUACAUUAUUUUCUCUGGUUCAACCGGCUGUUCUUUCAAGGGAACAACAGAACACUAUAGAUGACCAAGUAGAAAACGGGAAAGUUGUAAACAUCAAGCCAAUUGAGGGCCUGGAAGCAGACCUGCAACCAACUGCAGGCCCUCUUGACCAUACACAGAGGAGAUUUAAAAGGAGUAAGUGUCAAAAAUGGAGUGUUAUGAAUAAACCAAGGGUACUGAGAGACAGAAACCGAGGAAAGAUCAAACAAGGUACUCAUGGGGCCAACUUGACACCUGUGGAAAUGUCCCAAUCCAAUUGUGAAUUCACAAAUACAACUCUUGAAUCCAAAAUGGAGGGAGCUGGCAUGAUGGAAAUUGAAGUCAAUUCGACAGAAUCUGAAUCUUCAGCAUGGAGGAAUGCCCCUGAAGAGGUACUGACUACAAAAAAUGAGUCUUCUACAUCCUUGUUAAAUCAUUCUGGAAUGGAGCACUUGCAGGUGUUUGCCGAAAUAGAGGAACAGUCAGUCUUAAGCGAAGCUGUUCAAAUAGGUAAAUCGGGUAUUGAAAUGAAAGACCGAACCUUGUCUGAGGCAUGCUCCUCACAGUCCUCACUUUUCGCAUCUGUAGUUUCACAAGACAUUUUAAUGCCACAACAAAGUGGGAGUGACACAUUUGGCACAGUCACACAGGUUUUUAAGGGAGCACAGAACAACAUGAAGAAAAGGAAAGCAGUAAAAAAGGAAAUUGUGAAUGUAAAACCAACCCCGGGAGAACCCAGGAAAGCAGAUGAUGUCCUUGCCAUUCUUCAGACUGGUGAAGCUGUUCCAAAAGUAAAAAGAAAACUUGGUCGGCCUUACAAGAAAAAGACACUUAUGAAAAUGGCUAAACAGGUGUCAUUUAUGGAGGAACAAAGAUUAAGUGGCAUGGAAACAGCUGCUAUCAGUCAACUGGAAAAUCACAGUCUUCCUCUGGAAGUUUCUUCCCAUCAAGCACAAGCAUGCAAGCCAAGAAAAACAAGUAAAAAUGUCAAACUAACAAGCCCUCCAAGUCCAACAGCCCACUUAAGAAGGUACAGUCGAGCAUGCAAAGUCACCACUGACUACAGAUUUGAUAAAACUAAAGGCCACCUUAAAUAUAACCAAAAGUUGUCUUCUUCAACAUGUCUCAGCAAUACCAUUCCGUCUUUUCCAGAGAUGGAUAUUAAACAAGAAAUAAUUGGGCCAGUGGAGACUGUAGAAACCAUUGUUCAGUUUGCCUCAGCAAACACUGCACCUUCAGAAGUGCAAAACCUCUCACAAGACGAUGCCUAUAUAAAAACCCUUGUAUCCAGCACUGUGAUGAAUUCCCAAGAAGACACAAAGGUACAUGAAAAUACCACAACAUUAAAAACUAUGGUUUCAUUAGAUGCUGGAAUGACUCCAUCAUUUCAGGAAGUUGUUGCACUUAAUACCACAGACCUGGUCACAAGAAAGCCUCGGAAAUCCAUUGGCUUCAAAAAGAGGGGCAAGAAGAGGAAAAAGACCUGGUGGGAUGAGAGGGGAAAAGCAAAGGCAUUACUCACUACUGCACCUGGCACUGCACUGGUGACAUCUCGAGAUGAAGGAGGAUUACAACCUGCUUUAGAGGAGAAAAUGCCAGAUGAGCAAAUGUAUUCAGAUACCAAAUCAUUGACUCUAGGACAGAGAAUUCAUGAAAAUUAUUGUUAUCCACCUAAUGGUGAAAAUAAUGUUCAACAGGCUUCUGAGGCCCUGGAAGUCACAACUAAGAUUAACUGUGAGAGCCAAGAAUCCAAGGAUCUGCAAGUGGGUAAAGGACAUGACAUUGCUCAUGUAUACAGCCAGAAUGCUAAGGUUUUAACAAACUCCUGCAGUUCAGCGGAAGAUACUGGAACAAUUGAUGAAUUUCUGCCACAAAUGCCUGAGAAAGGAACCGAAGAGACAACUCCAUUGAUUUUGCAGGUUGAAUCUGCCGCUCUUCCAAGGGAACAACAGAACAUUGUAGAAGACCAAGUAGAAGAUGGGAAACAAGUAAAAGUUAAGCCAAUUGAGGAUCUGGUAGCAGACCCACAACCUACUGUAGACCCUCUUGGACAAAUACAAGGGACACAUAAGAAGAUUAUGCAUCAGAAAUGCAGUGAUAUAACAGAACCAAGGGUACUGAGAGACAGAAAGCAAAGAAGGAUCAAACAAGAUGCUCACAGAGCCAAUUUGGCUCCUGUGGAAAUAUCUCGAACUUUCUGUGGAGUCCCACAUGAAACUCUGGAAUCCACAUCAGAGGGAGAUGGCAAACUGGAAAUUGGAGACAUUUCAACAAAAUCUGAGUCCUCAGCACAGAGGAAAGCCCCAAAAGAGGUACUGAGUACAAAUAAUGAUUCUUCUAAGGCCUUGUUAAAUCAUUCUGGUAUGGUGGACUUGCAGGUGUUUUCUGAAGUGGAGGAACAGUCAGUCUUAAUCAGAGAUGGUCAAAGCGGCAAAUCAGCUAUAGAAAUGAAAGACCCACACUUGUCCAAGGCAUGCUCCUCACAGUUCUCAUUUUCCGAACUUGUAGUUCCAGAGGUCCAACAGAUAAGUGAUGAGGAAAAACAGGUAGAUGGGAAAGGCAAAGAGCUUGAAGAUGCUGAUAAAGGUGAUGGAAACAAUAAUGAGGGAGGUAAUGUAGGUAAGAUGACAGAUGAACCAAAACUAGUUGCUAAUCCCUCAGAAUUACAGGUAUCUGCGUGCCUAACUAAGAAAAGUAAAUUUUCUGCGAAGUGCCAUUUUUGUGGACGCACAUUUCUUCACAUCACAGCCUACAUCAUCCAUCGCCGCAUCCACACUGGUGAGAAGCCUUACAGGUGCCAAGAGUGUGGCAAGACCUUUGCUCAGCUGUCUCACCUGAAUGCCCAUAAAAAGAUCCAUAAGCUAUCUGGACAUCUUCAGUGCCCACUUUGCACCAGCAGGUUCUCUCUCAGAGAUAAACUGCUUUCUCAUUUUCUGACACACACUAAUUACCUAAAUCAAGAGAAUUUGACUGGGGAAUCUGUGAAUAAUAGUGCUGGAAUUAAGGCCAAAAACAUUGGCCGUCUCUCACAGUCAGCUUUUUCUGUGCGAGAUGUAAAACCUUUCAAAUGCUUAAACUGUGGGAAACAAUUUCGCUACAGUGUCACCUUAAAAAAGCACACCUGCAUCCAACCAGAAGAUGCGCCCUUUUCUUGUAAAGUAUGCGAUAAGGCUUUCAAUAAAACCUCUAAACUCAUUGAUCAUGAGAAAAUACACUGGCCAAUUAAGCCAUUUGCCUGUAGCGUGUGUGGGAAAGGGUUUAGUCAGCUUGGAGCACUAAAGACUCACUCACGUACACACACAGGAGAGAAGCCUUUCUCCUGCGCUCGUUGUGGUGAUUCCUUCCUUCUGCUUUUAUCCCUGCGUGCACACCAGGCGUCCAAACAUUGUCUGUCCAAAGGAACGGGCGAAGAUGGAAACAAUGGCUGUAUGGAGGAUUUUCUGGAACGCCAGAGUCUAGAAGUGCAAGAAAACCCUACAGUGCCCUUUAAAUGUCAUGUCUGUGGCAAGAGCUGUGAUAGCCAAUCUGAGUAUAACUUUCACCUGCUAACGCACACUGAUGUUCAGACUUCUGUUUGUGGUGCUUGUGGGCAGCAGUUCAACACAAGCUCCGAUCGCAAUGCCCACCUGAAAAUUUGCUGCAGAUUAAAUGACAAGGAGCCACGAGAUGCAACUCCCUUUAAAGUUUAUGAUGCAUCACAUCUUCAGCAUAAUCAGCCCGUUCUGUCCCCAGAUCAUCCGCAAACACUACGCCUAAACAGUCAACAAUCAAAGUGCACAGAUCCCUCGGUAAACAGCGUGCAGGGUUUGGUUACUCAUCCACAGAACAGCUGCAAAUCUGCAGAGCUGCUGGAAACACAUCAGUCCUCAUCCACUGACUCCAGGCUGGUUAGUACCCCCACUAGUAGGUCCAUUGGGACAUACUGCAAACUCUUUAAAACUCCUCAAAGGAUAAAAGCCUGCAUUCCGACCGCUACCCCUCGUUACAGUUAUACAUGUGGGCGCUGUGGCAAGGCUUUGGGAAACUGGAAUAAGUACUGGCUGCACCAGCGAGUGCACCAGAAAAAACCAGGCGGCUUCUGUUGCCCUCAGUGCAGUAAGCACUUUCGCUUUCACGGACUGUACAGGGAGCACAUGCUAGAGCAUGCAAAGCAGAACCCUUACGCUUGUCCCAUUUGUCCCAUGGCUUUUGCUGACAAAGAACGUUUGAUGGACCACCAGGGAGAGGAACACGGGGCCUGCAAAACCCAUAACUGCCAUACCUGUGGAAAGUGUUUCAUUCAUCUCGGGAACCUGGAACGACACAAUCUCCUACACAGAUGUGCCCGCCGACGCAGGCGCUGUCUUGGCCUCCGCUCGGGUGUUCUUCCACGUCAGCUCACUGCCGACUCGCAUAGCCUUCCAGUACCUGAUAUGGCAGCUGAAGCCAUUUCACUCCACAGGUGUGGGGAGUGCAGCGCCAACUUCACGACUUUGGACUUGCUUGCCGUUCAUCAACUUUGCCAUUCCACUGGGGCCCAGAAUCCUCAUGAAGAUGGAGAAAUUCUGGCAGGUUCACUUGCACCAGAACACCAACCUCGACCUCGAUCCACGCCCUCACCCACACCAUUGCUAUCCUCAUCACCCUUGGUUAUCCCUGUUCAGCAUGAGAGCUUGUAUGCCUAUCCACACCCUGACAACCUCUACGUUUACCCCACCCCGUCUACCUCCUUUCCACCCCCAGUUCUUCCUUCUGUCACCAGUGUGCUGUGCUACCGUAACCCCUCCCAAAUGAACGCAAAUGACUCUGAACUCCCUGCGGUUUUUAACACUUCCGAUUCCAGCAGGUCUCCUGUGUGCAAGAAGCAGGUCCACUCUGACCACAUUUAUGCUGCGCCUGCUCCGGCAAGCCCAACUCAGUCCUCGUCGCGUUCUACUUCCGUCUCAUUCUCAGCACCUCAGCUCCUGAUGCACUCGCCUCCGCCACAUACCAGCGACCCCCUUCAACUGUCCCUAAACAAUUCCUGGGCUCAGGCUUCUCCCAGUGCUGAGAUGGACUGGAUCCAGCUCAAGUGCAAUGGGGAUUCAAGCGGGGACGUCUUCAGGGUCCCUUUGUCCUAUGUCAAACUUAAGAACAAAGAAGAGAUGCAGGAGAGUUUGGAAUGUGCAGAGUGUGGGAUGGAAUUUGGAGCGGUUUCGGAAUUGUACGAACAUUACAUACAACAUGCCAGAGGAGAGGUGUGAGGGAUUGACAAAGGACAAGAAAAUACAAAACGAAAACCUUCAUUUUGUUUAGAAUAGGUUAUUUUGAGCUGUUAAAUUGUGACAGUGUGCCAGUUCUGUGCAGGGGAAGGUAGAUAAUGAACACAAAGAAUACCUCAGUGAAUGUGACUGGUCUUUUGGCAGUAAAUUGGUUAUUCUGUGAUGGGUUUUUUCCACAUCACAGGCUAAUAUAGGUGUAGGUGAGUGUGCAUUUAAGUUAGUAUGGUUAUAGACUUGUGUCUGUCCACUGCAAAGCUUUUGUGUUAGUCUUGCUUUAGCACAUGCUGCUAAAUUCCUUAAAAGGAAACUAAUUCAGUUUUAUUAGUAUAUACUCACUUUCUGACUCUUCUAACAGUAUUUCUAUCAUGGGGGCGGGGGGGGGGGGUACAGACACUACCUUUGGGAGACUUUGAUGUGCAGUCCAUAGGGCACAGUUCUCUCAAUCAAACCAGUGUGAAGUGGGCAGAAAGGUGACUGUCUGCUGUGCUUUAAAAAUUCACCGUUUUCUUACUGAUUGUUCUUCCCAGAAAAUGUUGAAGAAUAUUUUGUUGUGUUUUGGGUAGUCUGGAACACUCCCCCCCCCUCCCCCCCAUCAGUCUCACAUAUGUUUUCCUAUCAGAUUCAUGAAUGUUAUGUACAUAAAAUAUACCUCAGUACAUCUAUAUUAUUUUUUAAAACAUUUUUUUUUUUACAGUUUUUUGUUCAUCUUUAUCAAGGGUGUGAAUAUAUAUGUUUGUGCUUCUUAUAUAAAAAAUGUUUUGCUUGGAUUCCUUUUCAAAAAAACUACAGUAAGUAUAGAAAGUCCCGUUUAGGCUUUCUAAACUUAAUACAACUAAUAUUAGAUGUUUAAAUCUGAUGUCUGUAAAUCUUGUAAGGUGAAGUAUAGGUCAUUGUUAGAACAAAUAUUGCUGUUGAACAAAAGUUUCAUCCAUUGUUCAGCAAAUAUGAAUGCCUUUAUUUCAGGAAAUGCAUGUUCUAAAUGAUACUGCAGCGCAUAUGUAGCUACAUAGUUCAUGUUUGCUAAACGUGACUAGAGAAGCGUACAUUAUAGACAAAAUAGUUCUGGAAUAUAUAACCAAUUGUCACUUUAGUCUUGUUUAUAGAUUACAUUUUUUUUGCAGUUUUGUUCACAUCUGUAGAUGAAUAAAAAAAUUCAGAAUUCAAAAUUCA